CCUAGAUAGAUCAGACUCUGGGGUGGGCGACUGGGAAUGGUCCCAAUGGACAAUGGAGCCCGUGUCCGUCACGACGAAGAAGCGCAGGAUAGGCUGUACAUGGAAACGUGGGUCAAAUAUCGGCGAGGUCCGGAUGAUAUGCGCAGGAUACCGCCGAUACGGAUCCUCCUGUACCCAGAUAUAUUCGAGAGAGCGUGGGGUUGGGACCGGCUGCUGCCACAAGACUACAGGUCCUCGCGCCUCUAUUUUGACUACCUCAAGGAGUAUCACCGGCGCAAUCGCCUCAUGGACUACGUCGCCGCCGCCGGCGGCAAGCCUGAGGAGUGUCCGCUCAAAGCCCGACCACCGGUUGAUGAUGCUGUUAUCACCGGAUGCUUCCCGGAUGGGAAGGAUGCCCUCACUGCUGCCGCGAGAUUCUGCCUGGACAUGGAGCUGUGGUUCAUGUCGGUGUGGGGAGACCGACCUGUGCGCAACGUGGAACUCUUGAGCCAAAAGAUCCAGGAGCGCGCCUGUCACCUCAUCGUCGUGGGGCGAGAAUUCUCCGAACCCGCCGCCGCCAGCUUGGUGUGCAUCGCCAACGAGGCCGCUUUGGCUUGUGAGCUGCUGACACGUGGGGCUGAAGCCACCGACGUGGAGAUCAAACUAUGCAACUGCAUCCGCCAGUGCGCGCUGAGUCUUAUGUACAUGAUGACAGGGCCGCGUUCCGAUGCCUCCGCUGCUGCUAUGGUGGGUGUUGCCAAGGAGGCCAGAAGGAUGUGUGAGUGGAUGAGGAAUGUGAACCAACUAUAUGCUUUCCAAGGUUACUCUGAAAUCCACAAGAUGGGUCAGUGCGAUGUGAUCCGGAUUCCCACUUUUUAUCUUUUCAAGUAUAUACUGUCGAAUAUUACAGGGGAAAGAGAACCGUUUGUGCUUAUGGAUUUUGGAAAGAAGAGGGACAAGGCACAAGCGUAAGAGUCUGCAGGAACUUCAGAGAAGUAUUUAUCACAGUUAGUACAAACGUGCCGUAGCUGCCAUGCUUACUUGGACUCAAAAUCACAAGGAAUAUGAAAUGGCCGCCCGGCGGCUCGAGAGAAGAAGAUGAAGCCCACGGUCACAAAAGCACACAACAAGCAGCAGAGAUGAAAGAGCAGGAGAAUGGAAGAAACAAAAUUGUUCUACCGCGCAGAAACAAUGUUGCAGAAAAUGGUUGUACAAACCUCUACAAAGUUUUCAGAGUGAAAUGCAACACUAGUUGCAAAUUGGCCAGGAUUUUCUCACAGACCAUGGUAACGGCGUAUGAAGGAAAAUAAAACAGAGAACUUUGCGUUCCCUGGGACUCAAACCCAGGCCCUUAGGGGACGUGUCCUUUUCUUGUAGUCAGACAACU
Messenger RNA from Triticum aestivum (bread wheat), 1366 nucleotides. RefSeq lists its product as uncharacterized. Bases 37 to 951 code for a protein of 304 amino acids. The transcript has 7 exons. Lineage: Eukaryota; Viridiplantae; Streptophyta; Magnoliopsida; Poales; Poaceae. The record is from RefSeq and is a predicted model, not a curated record.